Molecule: messenger RNA, 7051 nt
Organism: Nothobranchius furzeri (turquoise killifish)
Lineage: Eukaryota; Metazoa; Chordata; Actinopteri; Cyprinodontiformes; Nothobranchiidae
Gene: npnta
Product: nephronectin a
Cellular component (GO): membrane
Molecular function (GO): calcium ion binding
Source: RefSeq, a predicted model, not a curated record
CUCAGUGGAAGAGUCGCUCCGCUUCUAGGCUCCGGACUGGUUUAUUCUCUGCCUCCUCGUGGAUAUCAGUUGAGCAGCUUGACGGAAGCCAGAAGACUAUUCCAGCUGGAGCACACUGAACGUGUCCCGAAAAAACUUCUUUAUUUUCCGGUAUUUGCCGGUUUUCACCUCCGUUUCCUGCCUGCUGCGUUUGGAUUACAGAGAGCAGCGAACAGCCUGAGCGCGUAAACUCCAGAAACCAUGGAUCUAUGGAUAAAGUUAAUGUUGUUGUACAGCUGCUGCGUUGAAGCAAGCGCAGACUUCAAUGGGAGGUGGCCUCGACAGAUGGCGUCAUCAAACGGGCUGUGUCGAUACGGAGCCAGGGUGGACUGCUGCUGGGGCUGGACGCGCCGCUCCUGGGGUCACUGCCAGCCUCUCUUCGCCUUAACUCACAGAGUAGUCGGGAUAAAGUGCCAUCCCCAAGCUGUGUGUCAGCCGGGCUGUAAGCAUGGAGACUGCGUUGGACCCAAUAAGUGCAAGUGCCAUCCCGGCUUCACCGGCAAGACCUGCAAUCAAGAAGAGAUGCUGGACCAUUUUAACCCACCAGCGUGGGGCCAUCACCACCCUCUCUUUCUUCCCGUGGACCAUCGGCCAAUGGGAGUGGUGACAGAGGACCUGAACGAGUGUGGGCUGAAGCCGAGGCCUUGUAAACACAGGUGCAUGAACACGUACGGGAGUUACAAGUGCUACUGCCUUAAUGGCUACAUGCUGAUGCCUGAUGGGACCUGUGGAAACACUCGGACUUGUGCCAUGGCCAACUGCCAGUACGGCUGCGAGGUGCUGAAAGGGGAGGUCCGAUGUCAGUGUCCAUCUCCCGGGUUACAGUUGGCUCCAGAUGGAAGAACCUGUGUGGAUGUGGACGAGUGUGCAGCAGGGAUAGCCGUGUGUCCCAGGUUCAGGAAAUGCAUCAACACCUUUGGUAGCUACAUCUGCAAGUGCCACGAAGGCUUCGACCUGCAAUACAUCAACGGGAAAUACCAGUGCUUGGAUGUGGAUGAGUGCUCUUUAGGUCUGAGCCACUGCAGCGGCUUUGCCACCUGCUACAACACGCCGGGCUCCUACAAGUGCAAAUGCAAAGACGGCUACAGGGGGAUGGGCCACGACUGUAAACCAAUUCCGAAGGUGGUUAUUGACCCUCCGAGACCCGGAAAACCAGCUCCCAGUCAUCACAACCACAUCCCAGAUUUGGAUCACAGGAGGAUGACUACAAUCCGCCCAACAAUGACGCCCAAAAAACACUUCCCUGUUGUCCCCAAAGCUACGACUACGACCACAGCCCCUCUGCCUCCCAGGAGGGCCACGCCGCCUCCUCGCAAGCCAGUCGUUCCUACUCGAAGGCCAUUCAUCCCUACCAGAAAGCCACCACGCAUCCCACCAAAACCAGUGGCUCCCUCCAGCCAGCCCCCACCACCUCCACCAGUCACACCAGUAGACAACACAAUCCAGAAGGAGGUCACCAAACAGAGAGGCGAUGUGCACAUCCCUCGAAACCACGGCCACAACACCGUUCUCGACUCCGACUUUGACAUUGAGCUCGGCAACACGGCGGAUGAACUCAACGAUGAUCCAGAUUCGGGGUACCUGAGCUGUUCCUUUGACUACGGACUGUGUGGGUGGAUCAGAGACAAAGAUGGAGACCUGCACUGGGAGACGACUCCUGAUCCAACAGGUGGACGAUAUCUAACGAUUCCAGAGACAGGAAACAAGAGGACUGGUCGAGGGGCCCGACUUGUCCUCCCACUCACCCCACCCUGGAAUGAUGGCAACAUGUGCCUGUCAUUCAGACACAAGCUGGCUGGUCACCAUGUGGGAAUGCUUCAAGUGUUUGUGAAAAAGGGAAAGCAGUACAGUCCGGCGGUGUGGGGCCGAACAGGUGGGAACGGCUGGAGACACACUCAGAUCACUCUGUGGGGCACAGGCCUGGAAAGCGUGAUCCUGAAGGGGGAACGUGGGCGAGGCAGAAGUGGAGAGAUGGUUGUGGACGACAUGACCUUGAGAAAAGGCUCCUGCACAGAGGAGCACAAUCUGAGGAGACUCUGACUGACUCAACAGAGAUAGGCUGUAAAAAGGAAAAAAGAUCCUAAAGAGAACUAACUCUGUCGUUAAACUCCCUUACUCUGCCUGGAUCCUCACUCGUCCCUCAUUCAUCCCUCCGGCUUUCCUGUGAAUGGUUUCCCAAAAACAGUGGAUUUUUCUUUUUAGACUUUCCACAAACAAGGAAAACUGAACCCCAUCUGAUGGGUGGACCCUGGCAGUGCAUCCCGGUCCUCUCAUCCCACUUGUCUUGAUAUUCUGCAUGUACCAAUUUGUCAUGUAAACGUCUCUCACUUCACACAGACCAUGCAGCCACACCGCUGAGAGGUCUUCAUUCACUAUUUUCUUUCUGGAGAAAGCACCAUUCCUUCAUGUCAGAUUCAGUUUGUGCUUUAAUUUGAUCUUUCAGAUAAAAGCUAAUCACUUUGAAGAGCUAAAUGUUGAAACAUGUGGCCAAAGGCGGCAUCAAGUGAAUGUCUGAAUAGAAACAACUUGUCAAAUGUUUCUUUGUGGAUUACAGAUAAAGUAGAAGACAAGUCAUAUUUGUGAGGUUUGUCAAACUGGGUGUCGACAAGAGACCUGAACUAUGAAGCAGGUUAUCUUUACAAAACCUUAGUUUUACUAAUAACGAAGAUCUAUUUCUGCAAACCUGGUUAUCAACUUUGUAAGCCAAUCCAGGUGUGCAUAUCUGAAUGUGCAUGAAAAGAAAAACAGUGGCAUUAGCAUCAAAUGACCUAUCGCAGCUAAAGAAUAAAAAGAAACGUUGUAAAAUACACAAAUGGGACAUCCGCACUAGCAUCAGCUCCGCAUGGUCUGGAUAGCAUAGAGAGUGUCCACAUUAGCAAAGCCUGUCUUUUUUCAGGGUGCAACCGGACUGUUUUUCAGCCCUCUUCCCAAGGUGGUCUGCUUCAGGAUGACCAGGGCCAACACACCCACAGCUGACUAAUAGGCCGGCUCAAAUUCACACCUCCCACUAGGGGAAGCCUCCGACUGGUGGGUAGAAACAGCCCACGUGGGCUUACAGCAUGCACAAUUCAUUAUCAUGCUGAUUACCUAGAGAGAACAUCUCUGACUACUUUCCUUGCAUUCCUAAGCAAGGACGUGUGUAAAUAACUGGGCCAGGCAGGGGCUGGCUGGGGCUAUAGGGAGCCUGAAGCCCCCUUCAGACAGGCCAUGAAAAACGGAAAUGUUCCGGACUCUGUCCGUAAGACCUUUGUGUCUGAAUACAAACAUCCGGAUAACGUGUUCCGGAAUUUUACCGGACGAAGCCCCUAGUAACAGGUCCGGACAUGUUACGGACAGGGUGGCUGCUUCAGACUGGUGAGGUAAAGUUCCGGACAAUGGGGAGGGGGAGGAGGAGGGGACCGGGGGACGCUGUGCGCAGCCCGCUGCUGUAGCAUGCGGCGAACCACGGCAGCUCGCCUCCUACGGUACCGCCUAGACGUGCGACGGAGCGCUUCACACCGCUUCAGUGAUUCCUUUAACCAUUGAGCUUCAUCAUCCAGGUCUCUUAUGCGUCUUCGUGUGCGCAGAAUUAUGCUUAAGCGCCUCGUGAUUUUUAUCUUGAGAGGCGCUGUAGAAACGAUAUUUUCUUCUUCUUCUUCUUAACAUAAGUCCGAUUCUCCCCCACCCCCAUCCCACCCCCCGCCGCCGUCAGACAUCUGGAACUUUACCCUGCUGUGUGAACGCAGCCGAAAGGACAAGUUCCGGUACAAAAGUGGUGUGUCUGAAAACACAGUUCCGGUUAAAAACCGGAUUGAAUUGUCCACAAAUGUUCCAGAAUGUCUAUCUGAAAAGGGCUUAAGUCACGCCCAUCUACUUCCGGACCAUGGGUCCCCAGAAGAACAAAAAAAUUAAUGCAAGUCAAUGGGGCUAAAAACGCUAAUUUCUAAUUCUGCUUGUUUUGUGCCUUGGACACAUUUUGAUACCAAGAACACGCUUAUUUUUGAAUGGGGGAAAAUGCUAUUUUAGGUUUUGUGUGAAAAUAAGUCCAGGACUACAAAUGCGCUUCACAAAAGUGACGUUAUCGAACCAGACACGGAGAAAACUGAGGGAAAAGGGCUGUAAGUUCAGCGAUCUUCCCACAGGAGGAAAGAACCACCAUAAAUCUGGUCAUUUGGUAAGGAGCAGCUACAUUAGGGGAGAGGAGAUUAUGCGGUAACAUCACAUAUGCAACUUGCCAAUUUCUGGUGUGUAGACAUGCUUAUUAUGAACUUUUAGAAGCUGAUGAAUCUCAAAGAAUGUGAGUGGCGAGGUUGAAACACCCAUCAUUACUUUUCAUUUAAAUUGCUGUCCAGGACGUAAGGCAAAGCGGAUGAGAAAAUAGCGUUUUUAGCCCAGAUGACUUGCAUUCAUUAUUUUUGUUCUUCCGGGGUCAGGCUACCUAUCCGGGCGGUGUGGAGCCAAUCCUAAUGGGGAAGGCCCAAAACAAAAGAAGAAGGUAUUGUUUUAAAGUGGCACACUAAAAGGCCAUGACUCAUCUGCAAAUAGCUAAGACAUCAGGCUGUGAUCUUUAGUAUACACCAGGGUAGUUUCCAGCCAAAGGUGAAAAAAACCACAACGAGAGCUGAAUCUGAGGAUAUAUUGUAGGUCUCAGAUGGGAAAAAGUUGGAAGGAUCUCUCAGGGUUGGGAUUGAGUCCUUGUCCUAAGCAACACAAAUCAAGUACUUAGGUGUUUUGCUUGUGACUGAUAGGAUGGAGCAAGACAUGGGCUGAUGGAUCGGGGCUUUGUCUGUAGUAAUGAGGGCUUUACUUCAGUAAAUUUAAGCCUAAUUUUAACUCCUCCAUCUGCGUGGGUACAGAGACAUGCAACGGAAUUAUGCGUCGGCGCAAGGGCCCUCCGAUUGGCUCGCAGAGACACGCCCACAUUUUUAAAUAUCCAUCAAACAUAAUGGAGACUGCCAGCUUUUGAUUGGUCAGGAUGCCGCUUUCUUUAAAUUUGUCAACAGCACUGCCAUUGUUCCCUCCAAAAAAAAAAACAAUGUUUAACGGCAGACACAGAACAGACUGAAGAAUGCCUCACGGAAAAAGUCUGAAAAUAUGUUUUCAACCGUGACUGAAGGAGUACAAAGAUAUGCAGCAAGCAAUUUUAUUUGUGGACGGAAAAGUCGGAAAACUUGGGUUUAGAGAUGCCAAUCGCAUUAAGAGUUGGAAGAGAAUGAGAUAUGAAAUCAUCGUGCUUAAAUUGCUCUGAAAUACAAUAAAGCAAUGUAAACUAGAGUAAAUAUCCUAUCAUGGACCGGAUACGUAACUGUAACGGUACGUGGCAGGAAUAGCGCUAUGCACGCUGUUGUCCUAGCGGGGAAUUGUUUUUUAACACUGUCCAGGAGACGAAGAAGUUCAAAGUAAAAUGUCUCGUGAAUGAGUGUCUCUCCCUCGCGUAGCUCAUGGAGAAGUAAAAAUUAGGGUUUAAGGUCAAAUAUCCUGCAUCGGUGAAGUCAGAGGACUCCAAAGCGCCUAAAGCUUGGUUUAUGCUUGAGGCAUUCACUUUCCGCUUGGUGAUGCAGCUCGCGGAUGGAACGCGCUUCACAACUUGCAGCGUUUAUGGUUCAUGCGGCUUGUCUCUGCGGUGAGCCAAUAUUCUCCCAAACUGUAGGGGGCAGCAUGGAGCUCUACGGCAUGCAUCCAACACUACACCAUAGUAGAAGUAAAAAUUACUGUUGUUUACAACAUGGCAUUCCAGCAUUUUUUAACAGUGUCCUCGUCUUUUCCGACAGUGCGAGCUAUUUCUCUCCAAGAAUUACUCACAACAUGUUGAUCACGGUGAUCUUUGAGAGCUGAAUCAUACAAAUGUCUGUAUUUACGAACCUCUGCCAUACUAGUUCUUGCCGGUCCGCCAUGUUUUUCCACGUCCGACCAUCCGCGUGGUUAGAAAAUUUCCUAGGUGCGCAGUGCGGAAAGUUUGGGCCGUGCGGAGGCGCGGUGGAGGGGCGUGAUUGUUAAAAUGACGCAAUUUUUCCGCGCGGAGCCGUGCGGACUUCGCGAACGCGUCAAGCAUAAACCAACCUUAACGCUGCAAUCAUUCUUUGAGCAGGUUAGCUUUAGUGUGAAUGAUGUUGGUGACACAAAGCUCGGGACACUGAAAAUUGCUGAAUUACCUCACUAAUACUAUUCCUGCUUCGUAGUACAGGCCUCUAUCUACUGCAUAGACAUCAGUGUAUUUUCUAACAUACAUCUUUUUAUGUGUUUUAGGUCAGAUUGUGAUUUUAAAUAAAGUGCAAGCUGCAUUCCCAUGUUUUCAGAUAAACCGCCUCAUAGGUGACUGCACUCACAUCUACAUCGCAGUCCAAGUUGUGUGUGCGUGUGUGUGUGUGUGUGUGUGUGUGUGCAAAUAUAUCCAGCCAAAGGAGUCCAUAUCAGUAAUCUGGAGGGAAUUUUCCAAAUGUUUAUUUUUCCAGUGGCUGAAAACCCAAUCAGAUUGGACUGAAAGCCAAUGACAAAAGCAUCAUUUUUAUAAACACUUGCAUAUGUAAGCAAACAGCCUACAUUGUGUCGUGUACAACACAGGUUCUCUUUUAAUUUGUUCCCCAAAAGCAAAUGGCAAUGAUUUAUUUCCCUAAGAUGACUCAACUCUCUUCAGAUACUCGAAGUGCGUAAAAAAAAAAAAGUUUGACCCACGUAAAUCAACAGUUACUUUUUAUUGUGCUUUGUUAUAUUAAGUGCAUUUGUUACAGACAAUACCAAGAACUUUAUAAGCUGAAUGGUAUAAGUGUAAAUGUAGUGGUGUGUACAUACUCUAUACAAUGCCAUAUGGUGUGAUUUCCAUGUUAUGUAAAUUCAUAUCAGAAUUUGAAUUGGCUUUUUUAGUGGUUGGUGUUUGAACAUUUAAUUAAAUAACAGAUGGAAACCUUGUGUUGAAAGUGCAGAAAAAGUGUGUGUUCAUGGGCAUUAUGCUCUUUCUCUUUAUUUUUGCACAGCACAUAGUUGCAAAGCGUGUAUUAGUGCAAUAAAAGGCACUGGUAAGAGCUUAUUGUCAUAA